Pocillopora verrucosa is the source of this 2195-nucleotide messenger RNA. RefSeq lists its product as uncharacterized. Gene Ontology annotation, molecular function: protein binding. The record is from RefSeq and is a predicted model, not a curated record. NCBI's taxonomy places the organism in Eukaryota, Metazoa, Cnidaria, Anthozoa, Scleractinia, Pocilloporidae.
UUUGUGACACUCGCGACGAAAAAGAUGGCCGCUAUUUUUGUCACUAGUGCAGUGUUUACCAAGACUUUUAGCCCAGUGAGGCUUAAAACAUGGACAAAACGUGGAACAGUUGUGAGAGUCAUUACUAGGUCUUUAUGUUCUGGUAAUGACUCAGACCAUUGGAAAAAUGUCCUUGAGUACUGGUUCAGCCCUGGAGCUGAAAAAAAGUGGUUUCACGGUGGAGCUCAAGUGGAUGAAGAAAUCAGACAAAAAUUUUCAUCUUUGGUUGAAAAAGCUGUGCAAGGAGAACUGAAAGAGUGGGAAACUGAGCCCAAGCCAUCACUGGCACUGAUCAUCCUCACUGACCAGUUUACUAGGAGUAUUUUCAGGAAUAGUGCCAAGGCUUUUUCAGGUGACACCCGAGCUAGAGAAAUUGCCAGGAAGUUUAUUGAUGGUAAAACUCACAACCACUUGGAAUUUCAUUUUGCUGAGAGAGGCUUCAUAUAUUUGCCAUUUGAACACAGUGAAAGCAAGGAAGAUCAGGAGUUAUCAGUGAGUUUAAUGUCUAAAUUAGCUGAAGACUUUAAAGGUACACAGCAUGAAGAAAUGGCUAAAGGUUACAUUGAAUUUGCUACAAGACACAAGGAAGUUAUUGACAAGUUUGGGAGGUAUCCCCAGAGGAACAAAUCUUUGGGAAGAGAGAACACGCCAGCAGAAGAAGAAUUUCUGAACAACAUUCCAGAUCGCUACAAGUGGUGAACUGGACUAUAAAGAUAUGUCAACCACUUUGAAUCAAGUUAUUGUCAGUAGUAGACUAAACAGUGUAAUAUUAUUAUCACCCAAUUGCUGAGUAAGGAGGUUAACACUUAUCCUUAGUUCUGAAGUGGUAUAGGAGGGAAGGAAACGCAUAAUUUCCUAUAUAGGCAAUUUAAGUAUUUAUCAGCCCCAAAGGUAUAGUUGGUUCUCCAGCUUGAGGGUCUGAAAACAGGUCUAGAUCUGUUCAUCAUGGUCUCUUUGGGUAUUGAGGAACCCACUAAAGUGUUUUAACAUAUUUAUUUGGUCCUUUCAACUUCUGAUAAAAAAUGGAAAGGCACAGCGUCAACGAAAAAGAUGUAUAGUUCCACUCUUUGCAAUUAUUGACUUUGACACUAAUGCAGAGUACUAGGUGGAACACCUUCAAAGUAUUCUGAGGAGGACCCAACCCCUUCCUUUGAAAAAACCGCAUGUAGAGUUGCAGUGAGGCAGGUGGUGUUAAGAAUUAGAAGUAGGUCUGUGGUGGCAAAUAAUGGUUAUGUAUCCUUUUACAUCAGGAAAAGUGAUUUCCAGAGAGAUUUCAUUCUCAUUUUAAUCUGAUAAUACUCAGGCCUUAAUUAUACUCAUUCAGUUGAUUACCACUAAGUUGGCAAAAUUAAUUGGGAAAAAUAAGUUAUAACAUAUAGUUAAGUUAUCGAUAAAAGGCAAUUUUAUAGCAUUCCUAUAUAAUUUCAUGUUGAUUUGCUGGGAGUAAGACUUCAUUGGCUAAAAUUCAAAAUAAAUAUCUGCAACCCCAGCCCUUAUAGUAUGAUUCCAGUUGAAGAUCAUCUUUAUUGUUUUAUUGCCUUGUCACUUACCUUUUUAUUUUUUCAACCCUUUAACUCCCAGUGACCAAGACAGAAUUUCUCCUUACAAUUUUAAUACAAUAUCAAGUAGGAAAGUGAUGAGAAUAAAGAAAAAUAUCAAUUAGGGGAUUAUAAGUUGAUACAAUACUAAAUUCUCCAGACUAACAUCACAAGAACUGUAUGGCAGACAGUAAGGAGACUUACCUAUGAGAUCUUGGGAGUUAAAGGGUUAAGAAUUCAGUUGCCCUUUAUAAGAAGGAAUAUUUCACUGUGCUUAUCAUUAAUCAUUUUAAAACACAUCUCACACUUUUUGUCUAUCAAGAAAAAAACUAAAACAUAUAAACUUCUGUGAUUACUAACAGUUAUUUUAAGGAAAUCCACAUCUUAAGUUUUCUAUAAAGUUGCAAAGCAGAUGACUACCCAUGAUUACUGAAGGAAGCCACACCCUAUUUAGCCAGUAGCGACUGUCCACCCAUCUCUGCUGGAAUAGGGAGACCCAUCACAUCUAAUACAGUGGUAGCAACAUCACACAAAGCAGCAUUGUGGGUAGUUUCUUUAAACUUAAGUCCACCAGUCAUAAUAAAAGGAACUGAAAGAAAAUUAAAGCCAAGAGCAAAU